This is a messenger RNA of Ochotona princeps (American pika), 1800 nucleotides long. It is a transcript of the gene SRSF6, whose product is annotated as serine and arginine rich splicing factor 6. The record is from RefSeq and is a predicted model, not a curated record. The transcript is spliced from 6 exons. Gene Ontology annotation, cellular component: nucleus; cytoplasm; ribonucleoprotein complex. Gene Ontology annotation, biological process: alternative mRNA splicing, via spliceosome; mRNA splice site recognition. Bases 155 to 1189 code for a protein of 344 amino acids. Gene Ontology annotation, molecular function: mRNA binding. Lineage: Eukaryota; Metazoa; Chordata; Mammalia; Lagomorpha; Ochotonidae.
CGCGCGCGCACCAUUGUGUGGCUGGACUCGGCCGCUGCUGCGGUGGGAAGCCCGUGUUCGGGUUUUUUUUUUUUCUUCCCCGCACCCGCAUCGCGGCUGCCGCUCUGCGGUUAGCCGUUCGACAACUAAUUCCGGCACCACGUCCACCACGGAUAUGCCGCGCGUCUACAUAGGACGCCUCAGCUACAACGUCCGGGAAAAGGACAUUCAGCGCUUUUUCAGCGGUUAUGGCCGACUCCUCGAAGUAGACCUCAAAAAUGGGUACGGCUUCGUGGAGUUCGAGGACUCCCGCGACGCCGACGACGCCGUUUACGAGUUGAACGGCAAGGAGCUCUGCGGCGAGCGCGUGAUCGUGGAGCACGCUCGGGGCCCGCGCCGCGAUCGCGACGGCUACAGCUACGGAAGCCGCAGUGGUGGUGGUGGAUACAGCAGUCGGAGAACCUCUGGCAGAGACAAAUAUGGACCACCUGUUCGUACAGAGUACAGGCUAAUUGUAGAAAAUCUUUCUAGUCGGUGCAGUUGGCAAGAUUUAAAGGAUUUUAUGCGGCAAGCAGGUGAAGUAACCUAUGCGGAUGCUCACAAGGAACGCACCAAUGAGGGUGUGAUUGAAUUUCGCUCCUACUCAGACAUGAAACGUGCUUUGGAUAAACUGGAUGGUACAGAAAUAAAUGGCAGAAAUAUUAGGCUUAUUGAAGAUAAGCCACGGACAAGCCAUAGGCGGUCUUACUCUGGAAGCAGAUCUAGGUCACGGUCCAGGAGAAGGUCUCGCAGUAGGAGUCGCAGGAGCAGCCGCAGUAGAUCACGAAGCAUCUCCAAGAGUCGCUCCCGGUCCAGGUCGCGGAGCAAAGGUCGGUCUCGGUCUCGAUCCAAGGGCAGGAAAUCUAGGUCAAAGAGCAAAUCCAAACCCAAGUCUGACCGAGGCUCUCGCUCACGUUCUCGAAGCAGAUCUAAGGAUGAGUAUGAGAAAUCCCGAAGCAGGUCUCGCUCUCGAUCUCGGUCCCCCAAAGAAAAUGGAAAAGGUGACAUUAAGUCAAAAUCCAGAUCAAGGAGCCAGUCUCGUUCCAAUUCACCCCCCCCUGUUGCACCCUCAAAGGCUCGUUCUGUGUCCCCCCCACCAAAAAGAGCUACUUCAAGGUCCCGUUCUAGAUCUCGUUCGAGGUCAAGGUCCAGGUCCAGUUCCAGAGAUUAACUCAGAACUCUCCGUUCUUUGCACACUAUUACAGAACUCUUUCCUACUUGCUUAGGCAGUUCCUCUUCCAUGUUUGUACUCGUCCUCUGCAACAAGAGGAAUCUCCUGCAAACAGGGGCACUCAAAUUGGAUUUGUAGCCAAAUUUUGACAAAAAGAUGAGGUUCUAAAAUGGUGGCAUGAAGUCGAAGACCCUCUCCCUUCUUUGUAGAAUUAAGAUAACUAUGAUUUUAUAGCUUUUGAGCUAAAAUAACUUUUGUAAAGAUUAAGCUCAAUUAGAUUUUUUUUUUUAAUAUUUCAGCAGGAUCUGCUGCAGGGUUUUUUUUGUUGUUUUAUUUGUUGCUUAUUUUUAAAUUAACCGUUUCAAGCUUUGGAUACUUAAGGCUAUAGAGGGAGAACCCAAUUUUCAAUUAUGUUGGCUUUUUAUAAAGCUUGAGUUAAUGUAAGAUUUAAAAUAAAAGUUUGCUACCAAGAUGAUUGCCUUAUUGAGUAGGUCACUAUUAAAUUCUUUCAAUGUUUAUUUGCUAUUCGUGGAAACAGUGUAAAUUCUACAGAAGUGUAAAACAAGGCAAGUCUCAGACCAGCAAUAAAUUAUUCAGUUUCAGUAACAUUA